Menidia menidia (Atlantic silverside) is the source of this 2575-nucleotide messenger RNA. The record is from the annotation of a GenBank genome assembly. NCBI's taxonomy places the organism in Eukaryota, Metazoa, Chordata, Actinopteri, Atheriniformes, Atherinopsidae.
AUGGACAGCAGUGACCCGUACCGGCGGCCGGCCCGCAGGACGCAGUGGGUGGUCAGCACGCUGGCCUACCACUACGGGCUGGACCGGGGCGUGGAGAACGAAAUAAUCGUGCUGGCCACGGGGUUGGAUCAGUACCUGCAGGAGAUUUUCCACCAUCUGGACUAUCACGGAGCCGGUCAAAUCCCUGUGGAGGAUUUUAAGGUGUUGUGUGAAGUUUUGGGUCUGCGCAGAGACCCGGACCACAGUGAGAGUGCGGGUGUUCCAGAAGCCCUGCCCAGCCUGCUGUCCUUCAGGCGCUUCCACGCUCUCCUCUGCGGCCACUUCAGCUCCAGGGCGGGCUGCCGGUACGAGGACGGCCGGCUGCUGGUGGGGAAGGACAGCCGGCACAUCGAGACCCAGAUCCGCCUGAGGAGCCCUCUGAAGCGGCGGGAGAGGCUCCCGUCCGCGGGGGGGGGCUGCGGCUGCCCCCCCUCCCCCGAGCAGCGGCACGCCCCCGGCUGCGGGGGCCCGGCCCCCGGCUGCAGGGGCCCGGCCCCCGGCUGCAGGGGCCCGGGCUCCUGCACCAAGGACUGCUACGAGGAGAUCGUGGCCCUGGAGGAGGCGGAGGACCGGGUGGGUAAACUGGAGGAUGAGAACGCCAGCCUGCGGGAGCUGAUAGAGGACAUGAGGGCGGCCCUCCAGAGCAGUGAUGCCCGCUGCCUGGCCCUGCAGGUAGGACUCUGGAAAAGUCCCUCCAAACAUAAACCAGAAGAAGGAUGUUUUAUUUCACAGUCAAGAGAAGCUGCCCAGAAAUGUCUUUCAAAUUCCAACCUCAACAGCAGCUCUAACAGCAACCUAAAGAGCUUACAGAACAUUCUCCAUGAGAUAGACCUGCUCCGCAGCUCCAGAGACCAGCAGGUGGAGGAGGCCAUGCAGUGUAAUCAGAGGCUGGAGCAGGAACUGUGGAGCUGCAGGGAGACGGUGGCUGCUCUGGAGGACUGUAACCGGUCUCUGAGGAGGGAGCAGGUGGCCAUGAGGAGGAAGGUGGAGGAAGCCAGACAGGCCCUGCUCAAUGGACUGGGCAAAGUGAGGGAGCUGGAAGCAAAGGCCAGCCAGGUUACAGCUCUGCAGAGACACAUUCUCCAGCUGGAAUCAGAGCUCCUCCACUACAGGUCAGAAGUGUUAAAGCCGCCCCCCCCCGGCAGCUCUGGGGCAGGGCAGCCGCGGGUCAGCAGCAGGCCUACUCAGAGGGGCUGCCUGGACACCCAACAGGACCGCCGCUCACCCACAGGCCGCGCUGUGACCACCCCGGUGGAGGAGCAGCUGUUCCGGUCAGUAGAGGGUCAGGCAGCUUCAGAUGAAGAAGAGGAGAAGUGGAGUGGACAUCAGCAGAGGCAGGUGGAGGAGGUGAAGAGCAUCCUGAGCAGGCUCUCGUGUUGUGGUCAAAGGUGCGAUGACAAGGCCUUUAAAAAGCUGGUGUCUGGGUUUGGAUGCUCCAGGAGUGCAGAGAGCUGCAGCGCUGUGGUGCAGCUCCUGGAGCGGCUGACCGGCGUCCAGAGGCAGCUGGAGCUGGAGGAGAGCCGGGCGCAGCUGGACCUGGACCAGGUGACCGGUUCCCUCGUGCAGGAGCUCCAGCAGGAGGCUGGGCAGACAGAGCUGCUGCAGGAGGAGCUGCAGACAGAGAGGAUGCGUCUGUCUGUGGUGGAGGAGAAGCUCGCUGACAUCCUGCAGCUCCUGCAGCAGCUCAGAGAGCUGAAUGUCUCACGGAGGUCUCUUGGGAAAAUCUUGCUCAGCACUUUGGAGUCUGGCAGCGACCCGCAGCAUGGCAAAGCCCACAUUCUGGAGGUGCUAAAUGCCCUCUAUCAUGAACUGGCUGCUUGUGACAUUCUGUCUAGUGGUGGCCCUCUAGAGAAGACCCGGAGUCAGCAGUCCCUCAGCGCCCUCCACAUCUCCUGCUGAACAAGCCUGCCUCCUGCUGGGCCCACAAACCGGAGUGCUUUUGCUGAAUCAGUGAUCAAUCCAGCUAACUCAUAUGUAUAGUUCAUUGUAAUGUAGCUGAUAUACUCAAACUGUAUUACCUUUUAAAGACGUGGUAGUCCAAACAUUUUAUUGCAAAGAAAUUUGUUACAUGUAAAAAAAAAUCUUGCCUAUUCAUGUUUUGUCAAUAUAAGCUUUUUUUUUUUAUAAUAUCUGUUAGCCAGGCUAUUUGCCAUCAAAAGAUUAAAUUAUAUAUAACAGAACAACCAAACAUGGAAAUACAUUUUCAUUCAGUUAUAAUUUGUGAAUUAUACUGUUGAUGGAUGUCAGUAAUUGUAGAGCUGUAAAUGUUAGAUUACACGCGAUAAAAAUGCGACUGUCUUUUUACGCUGUGGCAGUGUUUUUCACGUUUAUUUCGGUACAACACCAAUUAGCCGUUACUACUUCAUGAGAAGAAACUGCGGAUGUAUCAGUGUGAAACUUCAGUCAUACAGACAUAUGGCGACGUGUAUGACGGGAUAAGAAUGAUGUUUACAUGUUGUUUAAUGUUGGUAUUAUUACAUCUUCGAUCUUUUGUUCUGACAGCCAUUUGCCACAGUUUAGAAUUAAUUAAAGCAGG